Messenger RNA from Penicillium diatomitis, 372 nucleotides. RefSeq lists its product as uncharacterized. Bases 1 to 372 code for a protein of 123 amino acids. The record is from RefSeq and is a predicted model, not a curated record. NCBI's taxonomy places the organism in Eukaryota, Fungi, Ascomycota, Eurotiomycetes, Eurotiales, Aspergillaceae. The transcript has a single exon.
AUGGCAAUUCUUCCCAUCCCGCAUCUCACCCAGUCCGUUCUCACAACACCUCUUCCCUUUCAGUCCCAAAGAGACCUCCAAAAAUGCUUCUUCCCAGGCCCAACCGUCAUCCACAUUCUGGCGCGGACGUCCCUCGCCGCCGCCACCAUCACCCCAGCCAACCGCCGACGCCGCACCUACGCUCUAUCUAUGACAUGUCCCCAAUGGCCGAAUCUCCUACACCGGAAACAAGCGGACCUCGUUCGGCUCGACGGCACUGAUCAAUGGCGCUCGAGCAACCGACAGUUAUACAUGCACGCAUACCGGAUGUACAGCACCGCCAUUCAAGACCCAGCGUCGGCUCAAGCAAGUAGAAAUCAACUAGCCGCCUAG